AUGCACUAACACAGCAGCGCCCAUGCAGCUCCAUGAACCAAGCCUGCAAACUGUUUCAGGGUGUGUGCAUGUGCCGGUCUUACUCCACGUUUGCACGUUAGUAGGGAGCUAAAUGGAGCUCAGGUGCUCUCCAAAGUCCUUGGAGGGAUGGGGGGGUGCAGGUUGGAAAUAAACUGAUAUUUGCAUUGCACCUGGAAAUUGAAGAGACUGAACUGGAAAAUAAAAAAAGAGAAGUCCUUUGGGUUUCUCACAGAAGAUCACAGGAAGUUGUUGGCAAACCAGCGUCAACCGAGACUUUUUCUUCUUUCAAGUAAGCCCAGAAGGAAAUUAAAUAUAUAUAUAGCACGCACACACAAUCUGUGGAGGAAAUUCAGACCCGCAGUUCAGACACAGUUGGGCAAACCUUCCCGCCGCUGGAAUUGGGAUGUCUCUGAAGCUGCCACGGAAUUGGGAUCUCAACCUGAAGAUGGACAUGUCUAAAAUAGUCCGCUCCCAGAGCAUGAUGGCCGUCGACCCGAAGGGCUCGGGGAGCUGGUCCCAUCCUCCCAACCUUCUGGAGCGGCCCCUGAAGGCCGGCUGGCUGAAGAAGCAGCGCUCCAUCGUCAAGAACUGGCAGCAGAGGUACUUUGUCCUGAAAGGGCAGCACCUGUAUUACUACAAGGAUGAAGAGGACCUCAAGCCCCAGGGAUCGAUACGCCUUCAUGGAAGUUCCAUCAGGGAGGUGGCAGCCACAGGCUCUGACGAAGUGGGGAGAUUUAUCUUUGAAAUCAUCCAAGGCGUCUCGGGAGACCAGAAUCGUGCGGGACAAGACUCCUACGUGCUGAUGGCCAGUUCUCAGUCUGACAUGGAGGACUGGGUGAAAUCUCUCCGCCGCACGGUGGGGUCUCCCUUAGGAGUGGUUUUUGGCCAACAGCUGGUGGAGACCAUGGUGUAUGAGCAGAAAUUUGGGAAGCAUCAGGUCCCCAUCUUGGUUGAGAAAUGUGCUGAGUUCAUCAGGAAGCACGGCCUGAACGAAGAGGGCAUCUUCCGACUUCCUGGCCAGGACAACCUGGUGAAAGAGCUGCGGGAUGCCUUUGACGCGGGAGAGAGGCCGUCCUUUGACCAAGACACAGAUGUGCACACAGUGGCUUCUCUGCUUAAACUCUACCUCAGGGAACUCCCUGAGCCUGCCAUACCUUGGACACAGUAUGAGGACUUCCUCUUGUGCGGCCAGCUUCUGACGGCCAAUCAGGCAAAGGGUCAUCGUCAGCUAGUGAAGCAGCUCUCUCUUCUGCCUCGGGACAAUUACAACCUCCUCAGUUACAUCUGCCGGUUCCUGCAUGAAGUCCAGCAGAGUUCUGCCACCAACAAGAUGAGUGUGGAGAAUCUGGCGACAGUGUUUGGAGUGAAUCUCAUCAGACCAAAGAUAGAAGACCCUGCCACCAUUAUGAGAGGCACUCCUCAGAUCCAGAAAGUGAUGUCAACCUUGAUCAGCGACCAUGAAAAGCUUUUCCCCAUAUCGAAAGACGUGGCUCCUGCUCCGCCUCCGCAGAAGAGCGACUCCAAUAAAUCUCCAGUUCCUCGCAGCUCCGUCGGCUGGGAUGCUGCCCAGAGGCCGCUCAUGGCCAGGGCGGGGAGCAGGACUCUCCUGCGGCAAAUCAAAGACGACCCUGACGCCUCCAUCUCCGAAUCGGCUGCCAGGUCAGCUGAGGCGGCAGAAGGUAACGGGGAGAUGCAGCCCAGCGACGUUCUGGGGACAUGGACAGAAGAGCCCAGGAAAAGGACUCAGACACUACCCAGCAGGAAAUGCUUUUCCUUCCUUUCCUCCAACAGAGGGAACCAAAGCACGGAUGGAAAUGAGAUUUUCAACAGUGAAUUUUGGUCCUCACCUUCCCCAGCUGGCCUGCAGCCUGUUUCUUCUACAGGUGCCCACAAAAGGACACUCUCAGGGGGACUGUCCAAGUGGUUCAAUCUCCCACAGGCUUCCAGCUCCCACACCCCCAGUGGUUCAGCGAUGGAAACGAGGAAGGAGGCCCACAAUGAGAGACCAUUGGACCAGAUUAGUGAAAUUUCAGGACAGGGUUCUCCAAUACAUGACAUUCCUCAUCCUGGGCAGAACGGGGCAGUGGUUGCAAACCCCAGUCCUGAAAACAGGGGCUGCCAUUCAGAGGACCCUGAGGUGCUUAGGAAGAUGAUUGUGGAGCUGAAGGAGGAGAUGGAGUCACAGAAAAAGGACUAUGAAGAGCAAAUUAGGAGCCUCGAGAAGGAGAACUAUGAGGUCUGGGCCAAAGUGGUAAGGCUGAACAAAGAGAUCGAGGAAGAAAAGAAUAGGUUUGCUGAGCUGGAAAGUAAGCUUCAGAGCGUCGAGCGUUCCCAGGCUGACGUUGAAAAGAAGAACAAACUUCUGGAGAACUCCAUAAAGUCCAUGAUCCAAUCUGCAACGAAAACUGACUAAGGGGAAGGGCCGCUCAUUCUGAACAGAAACUAGCCAUGCUCCUUGCAGAGCAGGGGGCGGUCAGAGGCUCUUUUGAGCACCGUGCCUGCCUUUCUUCCAAUGGCCUGAUGUGCUGGGUCACGGGUCAGGCCUGGUGGAGACUGGGGGGUCCCAAGCGGCUGAUAGAUGCUCUUAGGAGAUGUGGAGAGCUGCAGGCUGCAACGUCCUCCCACGCCCAACUCUCUUCGCAAUAACAGCACAGCAGCUUCAGGCCAUUUUCCUUCCUGACCCCCAUUGAUUAAACAUCCCGUUCUUGUGGCCAAACUGCAAGAGCUGCCACCCCAGCCUUCUUUCACUUGCUGGCUUUUUGUGUGUGUUUCCAUUCCAUGUUAUAUUUAUUUUGCCAGGACAGAGUUCAGCCCUCCUUUUAAUCCUGCUUGAUUGCAGGACUAUGCAUGGGGUUCCCAUAACCCAACUCAUGCAAAUAAGAGACCAAUGAGGCUGGUUUUUUGGGUUAAAACAGGCCACAACUUUAUUGAACACAGAUGAAAGAGGUUUGGCUUAGGCAUGGGGCAAUCAAAAUACUUCCGACCCACCCGCCGGAAGUGAUGGAUGGCAAUUCAGACGGGGGUUCCUAAGACUUACAUC
This is a messenger RNA of Podarcis raffonei (Aeolian wall lizard), 3061 nucleotides long. It is a transcript of the gene ARHGAP25, whose product is annotated as Rho GTPase activating protein 25. Lineage: Eukaryota; Metazoa; Chordata; Lepidosauria; Squamata; Lacertidae. Gene Ontology annotation, biological process: actin filament organization; activation of GTPase activity; phagocytosis, engulfment. Gene Ontology annotation, molecular function: GTPase activator activity. The record is from RefSeq and is a predicted model, not a curated record. The coding region runs from base 425 to 2434 and encodes 669 amino acids. The transcript has 11 exons. Gene Ontology annotation, cellular component: phagocytic cup.